This is a messenger RNA of Hydractinia symbiolongicarpus, 765 nucleotides long. Its product is annotated as receptor-interacting serine/threonine-protein kinase 4-like. Bases 1 to 765 code for a protein of 254 amino acids. Lineage: Eukaryota; Metazoa; Cnidaria; Hydrozoa; Anthoathecata; Hydractiniidae. The transcript has 6 exons. Gene Ontology annotation, molecular function: protein binding. The record is from RefSeq and is a predicted model, not a curated record.
AUGCAUGUGAGUUAUUCUCUACAUUGUAAAAUUAAUUACAAAACUGCAUUGCAUUUCGCAGCGUCAUGGGGUUGCUCCAAAACGCUAAACAUUUUGUUAAAAGUUCCUGGAGUGAAGUUAAACCUACGAGAUGAAGAUGGAAAAACUCCACUUUUUAAGGUAUUAGACCUUGUUCUUAAUAGUUUAAUCUCAGUUGCAGUAGCAGGUACUGGGGACAAGAUUGUUAAAUAUAGAUGCUUUGCUGUGGAAAUAUGCAGUAAAAAAUCCGUUGAAAUAUUAAUAGAAGAAGGUGCUAACGCCAGCAUUGCAUCACGGGAUAGCAGAAAUGCAUUUGAAUACGCCCUUCAAGAACUAGGUGAUAACAAAGUUGACAUGAUCAAAUAUCUGUACGACAAAGGCGGCAUGCGUGCAGAAAGAAAAGAGAAAGGAAAGAUGUCGUUUAUUCACGUGUUGACAUUGGCGAAAAAGGGAGUACCUAUUUCUAAAACAAUGAAGGAGCUUCUUAAUACAGAAAAUGUGAAUGCUACAGAAGGAAACGGAAGGACUGCGUUAAUACUGGCGACAAGAGUGAAGAGGUUGGAUGCUGUGAAAUGUUUGGUUGAGCAUUAUGCUGACCCGAUGCAUUUGGACCUUGCCCAAACCAGAGCAAUCGGUUAUGCUGAAAGAAAUUCGGAAAUCUACAACGUUUUGAAGGAAGCGAUGAACAAUGCCAACGAUAGGACACUGGGAAUGAAAGUCUUUUUAGAAAAACGUGUUACAGAUUGA